AUGAGAUCACCUAGAAAACUACUCAAACAGUUGUCAAUCUCGAGAGGAGAACGUCGUCGCCGAUCCAACGAAAAUCAGGCAAACGGAAACGGGUCAACACCGCCAACCUCAGCCAACAAUAUGAAUAUGAUCUCGCCAAAUCAGGUUCCCGCUUCACCCAGACUCAGUCCAAACGAAUGGCAGUUCGCUUUUGACCACGUCAUCUACGAUGUCGACGGUCGUGCACAGUUCACAAAGUUCUUGCAAUCAGAAUAUUCAGAAGAGAAUAUCUUGUUCUGGUGGGCUGUUGAAGAGCUCAAAGCAGUCGGUGUCUCCGAAGGACGUGCCAAAUUCGAGUCGACUGUACAGGAGAUGUACGACACAUUUAUCGCCGCCGAGUCACCACUUGCCAUCAAUAUUGAUCAUGAUACGAGGACUGAUAUUAUUGGAUUAGUCGAAGGAAAGGAUCCAUCCACAUUCCCAGAGAACAUCUACGAGCGGGCACAAGCACAUGUAUAUCGUUUGAUGGAGAAGGACUGCUUCUCCCGUUUCGUUCACACGAACGCCUACAAGGACGUGGCAAAAAAGUUGUCACUUCCGCAGACAUUUCGUUUCAACUGCAUCCGACUCCAGCCGGGAGCAGCGGGAGCGACAGCAACAGCGACCAAUUAA
Messenger RNA from Caenorhabditis remanei, 651 nucleotides. RefSeq lists its product as uncharacterized. The coding region runs from base 1 to 651 and encodes 216 amino acids. The record is from RefSeq and is a predicted model, not a curated record. NCBI's taxonomy places the organism in Eukaryota, Metazoa, Nematoda, Chromadorea, Rhabditida, Rhabditidae. The transcript is spliced from 6 exons.